GAGAGAUGAAGGCCUCUUUUGUGGAGGGAAAGGAGUUGAGGCAGGGGUUCAGGCUGGUAAGCGGGCAUACAAUCCCAGCCGUUGGUUUGGGGACAUGGAAGUCUGGCUCGGAUGCUACUCAAUCGGUUUUUACAUCCAUUGUUCAAUGUGGGUACCGACACGUGGACACAGCUGCUGAGUAUGGUGUUCAAGAAGAGGUAGGACAUGGAUUGAAGGCUGCAAUCCACGCAGGUGUUGAGAGGAGAGAUCUCUUCAUUACCUCAAAAAUCUGGUGCACGGAUCUUUCACCUGACCGGGUUCGAAAGGCUCUAAAUAAGACUCUAGAAGAACUACAACUUGAUUAUCUUGACCUCUACCUGAUUCAUUGGCCGUUCCACCUGAGGGAUGGCGCAACACGGCCUUCGAAGCCUUCGGAUAUUCUUGAGUUCGAUAUGGAAGGGGUGUGGGGAGAGAUGGAGCUGCUUGUUAGAGACAAGUUGGUUAGAGAUAUUGGAGUUUGCAACUAUACCGUGAGGAAACUUGAUAAACUUUUGAGGUUUGCCAAGAUCAUGCCUUCUGUAUGCCAGAUGGAGAUGCACCCCGGUUGGAGAAAUGAUAAAAUGCUGAAUGCUUGCAAGAAGAACAAGAUUCAUAUUACGGCGUACGCACCGUUGGGAUCGGGUGACUGGGAUCUUAUCCAUCAUCCAACAGUUCAGAAGGUUGCAAAUAAACUUAACAAGACUUCCGGGCAAGUAUUAGUGAGGUGGGCUAUUCAAAGACGUACUAGUGUCAUCCCGAAGUCGACACAUACAGAGAGGAUCAAAGAAAACAUUCAAGCAUUUGGAUGGGAGAUUCCUGAUAGAGACUUUGAAGAACUUUGUAGCAUUCUUGACCAGAGGAGGGUGAUCACUGGAGAGGAGUUGUUCGUGAAUAAGGAAGAAGGUCCCUUCAAAAGUGUAGAGGAGCUAUGGGAAUUCGAAGACUAGAAUAGACAAUCAGAUUUAUGCUGGUGCUUCUUGGCACUAGGGUUCGCUAGUUUUGACUUGUCCUGUAUAGAUGUGGUCCACAUUGUAGUAUUAAGGGCUCUCACCCGGUAAUGUGUUUUUCCAAGGUAAUGUGGAAGGAAUAAUGUACUUUUCCUAGGGAAUGGGGAAGGCCGUUUGUUCAACCACUUUAUCUGGUGAUAGCUAUGUUUGUAAUUGGGUAUUACAUUAACUAAUCAGAUCCAUUGGUGAAUUUUCCUUUGCA
Messenger RNA from Amborella trichopoda, 1227 nucleotides. Its product is annotated as NAD(P)-linked oxidoreductase superfamily protein. Lineage: Eukaryota; Viridiplantae; Streptophyta; Magnoliopsida; Amborellales; Amborellaceae. The record is from RefSeq and is a predicted model, not a curated record. Gene Ontology annotation, molecular function: oxidoreductase activity.